Messenger RNA from Gaeumannomyces tritici R3-111a-1, 2817 nucleotides. Its product is annotated as asparaginyl-tRNA synthetase. Gene Ontology annotation, cellular component: mitochondrion. NCBI's taxonomy places the organism in Eukaryota, Fungi, Ascomycota, Sordariomycetes, Magnaporthales, Magnaporthaceae. Gene Ontology annotation, biological process: asparaginyl-tRNA aminoacylation. Gene Ontology annotation, molecular function: asparagine-tRNA ligase activity; ATP binding. The transcript has 3 exons. The coding region runs from base 1 to 1830 and encodes 609 amino acids. The record is from RefSeq and is a predicted model, not a curated record.
AUGAGGCCGAUUGGCGGUUGUCUCUCAACUGCAGCCGGCAGCACCUGCCGUCCGGCCGCAAGCCGCCGCUUUGUUGCUGCCACUGCUGGUGCUGCUGCUGCUGCUGCUGCUGCUGCGACGGCCCCCUCGCGCUGCCUCGGCUCGACAUGGCGCGCUCCUGCCGCCGCUAUCCUCCACCACCGCCACUACUCGUCCUACCCGUCCUCUCCACCCCCCAGCUCCCAGAGUGCCCCGCGCCACAGCAUUGCAAGGCUGUUGGAGUGGGCUCCCGAGAGCGACGUCCCAGACGUGGUCGUGAAUGGAUACAUCCGCUCUGUGCGGUCCAUGAAGACUGCCUCGUUUGUCUCGCUGGCCGACGGGUCCUCGCUGAACGCUCUGCAGGCCGUCGUUCCCGCCGACCAGGCUAGUGGUCUCUCCGUUGGCGCUGCCGUUCGCUUCGUCGGCUCCUGGGUCAAGUCCCUGGGCUCGGGCCAAAGUCACGAGCUCCGGGUCGACCGAACCGCCGUCGUAGGGCCCUCCGAUGCCAAGACCUUCCCUAUACAGAAAAAGUACCAUACGCCCGAGUUCCUCCGCACAUUGCCCCACCUCCGCUCCCGGACGGCCUUGAACUCGGCCCUGCUCCGUCUACGGUCCGAGGUUACCCGCGAGGUGUCUCAAUUCUUCGCUUCGCGCGACUUUGUCCAGACACACCCGCCCAUCAUUACAUCGUCUGACUGUGAGGGCGCCGGGGAAGCCUUCACUCUUCGCCCAGCAGCCGACAUUGCCAUCAGCGACUGCGACGGCACGGGCGAGACAAGUGCCUCCGCACCGCCCUUCUUUGGAUCCCCAAAGUACCUCACUGUCUCGUCUCAGCUCCACCUCGAGGCGCUGGCUCAGUCGGUCAACAAUGUCUGGACCCUGUCUCCGACGUUCCGGGCAGAGAAGAGCGACACGGCCAGGCACCUGAGCGAGUUCUACAUGCUGGAGGCCGAGAUGGCCUUUGUAGACGGCAUGGAUCCCGUCAUGGAUCUGGCGGAGGACCUGCUCCGGUACGUGACCCGCGAGCUACACGGCACACGUCUAUUCCACGACGUCUGCCAAGGUCGCUCUGUCAAGGACAGCGGGCACGGCGGCGACAUGUCCUCUGAGGAGAUUGGCAAGCGCUGGGGCGGGCUCAUGUCGGCAGCCUGGCCGCGCAUCACUUACACCGACGCCAUGGCGCUGCUGGAGAAGGAGGCGUCGAGAGAGCCCAAAAAGUUCAGGUUUGCGCCCGAGUGGGGUCACGGGUUACAAGCCGAACACGAGCGGUACAUCGCAGACGUUGUCGGCGAGGGGACGAGGCCCGUCUUCGUCACACACUAUCCGCGCGGCAUCAAGGCCUUUUACAUGCUCACGUCCUCAUCGUCACCCGGUCACCUUUCGGCCGGCGUGUCGCCGUCGGGGUCUGCGGACGCUGGCACGGCGGAGCGUGUGACUGUGGACUGCUUUGACCUUCUUGUUCCGGACCUCUGCGAGAUUGCGGGCGGAUCCAUGCGUGAGCACCGCCUGCAGCCGUUGCUGGAGGCGAUGCAGUCGCGCGGCAUGGUGAUACCGGCCGCGGACGCAGGCGCCCGCCAGUCCUCCCAUGGUGCCAGUAGCGGAGAUGGUUGGUCCAACCCUGGCGUCACCGCCACGCCUUCGCCCACGGUGGGCGGUGGCCUGGACUGGUACGUCGACCUUCGUCGAUGGGGCUGUCCCCCACACGGCGGGUUUGGAAUCGGGUUUGACAGGCUGCUCUGCUACAUGUCGGGUGUCCAGACGAUCCGCGACAUGGCCACCUUCCCGCGGUGGCAUGGCCGAUGCGACUGCUAGACGGUCACAAAGGGGGAAAUCGAGAGCCAAGGCAAAACAAAAACGGGCUUUUCCGCAAACGGGCUUUUCCGCCUGUGCUUCUGUGCCCACAACCAGAACUUGGGUCGCCCAUCGCGACCAAGCCUAUACUCGGUCACUCAAACUCGUGCUCCCAUACCCGCCCGUUUCUGAUCUCGAUGUGGGCGCAACGCCGCCUGCACGGAUGGCUGCCUGUCUGGGGCAGCUUUUCUCCAUCGCCACAGAUGUUGUGCUCGCCAGAGCCUGCCUAGCCUGGACUACGGAAAUAUAACGCUGUGCGACAUUGUUUUAUGUCUGUCUUACCGAGUGCUCAUCGCCUGGGUACCUCGUGCCUACCAGGAUGCUUGGGGAGCCCAGUGCUAAUCUCCUCCCGCCCGUCAUGAUUCGUACGUGUCUCUGCCAAGAGCACGGGGGGUCUGUUGUCAAGAUGCGGGAUCCUGCCGCUUCCGACCUUCCCGUCUGCCAGACGCGCGCCCAUGCGGAACGACGAAACCAGAAGAUCGGGAAGGGAUCCCAUGCGCCUGGCGCUUGGAAGAAAGAUGGGUGCCAUGUGACGAGCAGACUCGAUACAUGAGAUUGGUGCAGGUCGCACCGCCUGUCUGUCAUGUAUGUCCUUCUUUUUGUUGUGUUUCGUGUCGCUGCCGCCGUGGCACGCGCCCACUCCCUUCCUGUCCCUCCUUACGGCCUUUACCCGUUCUCGGGCGGACUGUGGCACGCCGGCGGCAAGCAGCAGCGCGUGUCUUGGCUCCAUGGCACGGAGAUGACUCGCAUCUAUACAUACACCUCACCCCCCGGGCCCAUUCUACAACAUUGGGGCGGCCGGGGGGGCACCGCGUCUGCUUUGUGCUACGCAAACGAGCCUACCCGGACUGUCGGCCCAUCAAGGCGGAGGGGGGUGGGUGCUGUAUGCGUGGGUGUGUGUGUGUGUGUGUGUGUGUGAGAGAGAGAGAGAGAGAGAGAGAGAGUGCG